Owenia fusiformis is the source of this 774-nucleotide messenger RNA. The record is from the annotation of a GenBank genome assembly. Lineage: Eukaryota; Metazoa; Annelida; Polychaeta; Sabellida; Oweniidae.
GUUUGCGACAUCAAUUAGAGGAGGAAUAUUUUUGACAAGUUAAUUUCUCUGUAUUUUCACCCUGAUAUGUGAGAUCUACAGCAGUAUGAUACUAUUAUAAUGGUACACUAACACCCAAGGCUCAACAUGAUCAAGUUUGUUUUAGGAUUUGGUGUUCUAGUCAUUCUAUUUUCGACUGCGAAUGCUCAAUAUGAUGACAUCAGGUGUAAAUGUGUCUGCCCACCUCAGGACAUAGUGAAUGGAACAGAAACAACAGGAAGAAAAGUAUAUACUAAAAAUAUAACAGAGCCUGUUGACUGUAAAUGUGAAAAUGUUGUAGUCCCACUGCCACUGAAAGUGAAUGAAUUCUGCCCAAGGUGUCAGUGUAAAUGGCAACGCAGAAAUACUACCACCAUAAAGGUGAUUGUGAUAAUAAUCAUAUGUAUAGUGUCAAUCCUGUUCCUCUACAUGUUAUUCCUAUUGUGUCUGGACCCAUUACUGAACAGAGGCUCGAGGUUGAAUGCCUACCAAGAACACACCAAUCAAGAUGGAGUUGAAGAGGGAAGUCGUGGUGAAAACUAUUUGGAUGACCACUCAGUGCAUCGUGUAUCUAUGAAUGCCCCACCUGGGGCCAGUGCAACAGGUGGCACCACUAGGCCUCGCUCUCAGCAGGCAAUUCGUGUGGCAAAAGAUAUCAAAAACCAACAAGUACGAUGGAAAGGUUCGGUGGAAGAACAGAGAGCGAAUGUAUAUGACAGACAUAGCAUGUUAAACUAGGAUGAUUAUUAAGAAAAU